Molecule: messenger RNA, 1893 nt
Organism: Malania oleifera
Lineage: Eukaryota; Viridiplantae; Streptophyta; Magnoliopsida; Santalales; Ximeniaceae
Product: ATP-citrate synthase alpha chain protein 1
Exons: 13
Coding region: 321-1592 (423 amino acids)
Biological process (GO): tricarboxylic acid cycle; succinyl-CoA metabolic process
Cellular component (GO): succinate-CoA ligase complex
Molecular function (GO): succinate-CoA ligase (ADP-forming) activity
Source: RefSeq, a predicted model, not a curated record
GAGAGAGAGAGAGAGAGAGAGGAAGCAAGGAAGGGUGCAUCGUAGCCUCCAAAUGAGGAAAAAAGAAAAAAAGACAAUUUGAAGAAAAGGUUUAGGAAACGUUGGUGGUGUGCGUGGGUGAGGUAUGGUUAGGUGCGGCAUGUGUCCUGGGGUUCCCCCCCGCCGGUAACUCCAACAAAGCCCACCUAUAAAUAGAGCAACGGACGGAUCCACCCUCUCUAUUCUGUGUUCAAUCUCACUUCCCAAUCUCUCUCUCAAGCCUCUGCAUCCAACCCCACUUCUGUCGCCUCUCUCUCUCUCUCUCUCUCGCCGGUGGUGAAAUGGCGCGCAAGAAGAUCAGAGAGUAUGAUUCCAAGAGGUUGCUGAAGGAGCAUUUCAAAAGGCUCUCUGCUUCCGAUUUGGCUAUCAAAUCAGCCCAAGUUACGGAAUCAACUGAUUUCAAUGAGCUAGUAGAGAAGGAACCUUGGCUCUUAUCUGGGAAACUGGUUGUUAAGCCUGACAUGUUGUUUGGUAAGCGUGGGAAGAGUGGCUUGGUUGCCUUAAAUUUGGAUUUGGCUCAGGUUGCCAAUUUUGUAAAGGAGCGUCUUGGCAAAGAGGUUGAGAUGGGAGGAUGUAAAGGGCCUAUUACAACAUUCAUUGUUGAGCCCUUUGUUCCACACAACGAAGAGUUUUACCUUAAUAUUGUUUCAGAGCGGCUUGGGAAUAGCAUUAGCUUUUCAGAAUGUGGAGGAAUUGAAAUUGAAGAGAACUGGGACAAGGUUAAGACUAUAUUUGUCCCAACGGGGGCAUCUUUAAUGCCUGAAGUUUGUGCUCCACUUGUUGCAACCCUUCCAUUGGAGAUCAAAGCAGUGAUUGAGGAAUUUAUCAGGGUAAUCUUUGCUCUAUUUAUAGAUUUGGACUUUACCUUCCUAGAGAUGAAUCCAUUUACAUUAGUUGAUGGAAAGCCUUAUCCUUUGGAUAUGAGGGGAGAGCUGGAUGAUACUGCUGCUUUCAAGAACUUCAAGAAGUGGGGAAACAUUGAAUUUCCAAUGCCAUUUGGAAGAGUUAUGAGUGCUACAGAAAGCUUUAUUCAUGGGCUAGAUGAGAAGACAAGUGCAUCUUUGAAAUUCACAGUUCUGAACCCUAAGGGAAGAAUCUGGACUAUGGUAGCAGGAGGGGGUGCAAGUGUCAUCUACGCAGAUACGGUUGGAGAUCUUGGAUAUGCUUCUGAGCUUGGGAACUAUGCAGAAUAUAGUGGAGCACCCAAUGAAGAGGAGGUAUUGCAGUAUGCCAGAGUUGUGAUUGAUUGUGCAACUGCAAACCCUGAUGGCCAUAAAAGAGCCCUUGUAAUUGGAGGAGGAAUAGCGAACUUUACCGAUGUUGCUGCUACUUUUAAUGGCAUAAUUCGUGCCUUGAAGGAGAAGGAAUCAAUGCUCAAAGCUGCAAGAAUGCACAUAUAUGUCAGGAGGGGAGGCCCAAAUUACCAGAGGGGUCUGGCAAAAAUGCGGAGCCUUGGGGAAGAAAUCGGCAUCCCUUUUGAGGUUUAUGGGCCGGAGGCAACAAUGACCGGCAUUUGCAAACAGGCGAUCGAAUGCAUCACUGCAGCUGCAUGAGUGCUUCAAAUCAUGCAAAAAAAAAAAAAAAAGAAGGAAAAAAACCCUUGUUCCUGUUUCGAUUGGAAAUUUCAAGACUUGUUUUAAAAUUUUGUGCCAGUUUAGUUGUACUAGAAACCCUAGUAAAUGAAAUUAUUGUGUGAUGUAUGUGUAAAUGGGCUGUAAACAGUGGCCCUGGGGAAUCAGAUGAGUGAUCACAAGGGUUCUGCUGUUGCACCCUUUAGGAAUCAGAUGAGAGAUCACAAGGGUUCUGCUGCUGCACCUAGCACCACCAUAAUAAAAGGCUUACCAUUCUUAUUCA